CGACCCACACUGAGACGUCCCCUCCCCGCUCCGUCCUCUCUCCUCUGCCGCCGAGACGACGCGAUGGCGGGGUCCGCCGCCUUGCCGCCGCUCGCCGCCUUCGCGUCGCUCCUUACCGCGCGGCGCUUCGCCGCCGCCAGGUCCGCGCUCCGGUCCCUGCUCACGCCGCGCCUACUGGCGGUGCCGUUCGCGGACCUCGCCGCCUCGUCGCUCCCGCGCGGCGCGCCGCCGCACGCCGUGGUGGCGUUCCACGACAUGCUCUUCCGCGCGUACGCGGACGCGGGCGCGGCGUGCCGCGCGGCCGAGGCGCUCGACGCCGCCGUGUCCCGCCUCGGCAGCCUCGACCCGCGCUCGCUCACGUUCUCGCUGCUCUCGCUCCGCCGCGCCGGGCGCCUCGCGGACGCCGCGGGCCUCCUGGAGCGGGCGCUCGGCUCGUGCCCGGGCUCCGUCUCGCCGUUCGCCGCGUCCGUCGUCGUCGACGGGCUCUGCAAGUCGGGGCGCGUGGACGACGCGCGCCGGCUGCUCGACGAUAUGCCUCGCCACGGCGUGAGUCUGAAUGCGCUGUGCUACAACUCGCUGCUUGACUGUUACGUGCGACAAAAGGAUGACGGGCGGGUCCAGGAGAUUCUAGAGAUCAUGGAGAACGAAGGCAUCGAGGCGACGGUCGGGACGUAUACGAUCCUUGUGGAUAGUUUGUCGACCGCCAGGGACAUCAGCAAGGUCGAGGCUCUGUUUAAUGAGAUGAAGGCGAAUAAUGUUGUGGGGGAUGUGUACCUGUACACCGCUGUCAUCAACGCGUAUUGCCGAGCAGGGAACAUGCGGAGGGCCGCCAAGGUUUUGGAUGAAUGCGUUGGCAAUGGCGUUGAGCCAAACGAGCGUACAUAUGGUGUAUUGAUCAAAGGGUUCUGCAAGAUUGGGCAGAUGGAGGCUGCAGAGAUGUUGCUGGCAGACAUGCAAGGGCAAGGUGUAGGGCUUAACCAAAUCAUUUUCAAUACCAUGAUUGAUGGCUAUUGUCGCAAAGGGAUGGUGGACGAUGCUCUUAAAAUAAAGGCGGCCAUGGAGAAAAUUGGCGUCGAACUGAACAUCUACACAUACAACACACUGGCCUGUGGACUGUGCAGGGUGAAUAGAUUGGAUGAGGCAAAGACUCUAUUGCACAUCAUGAUCGAGAUGGGUGUCGUGCCAAAUUACGUCACUUACACUACACUGAUCAGCAUACACUGCAAGGAUGGCGACAUGGUGGAGGCUAGAAGGCUGUUCCGAGAAAUGGCAGAGAAAGGGGCGACGCCCAGUGUUUUGACCUACAGUGUUAUGAUUCAUGGGUACGCCAAGAAGGGGAGGAUCCGUGAGGCUGAGAGGUUCAGAAAGGAGAUGGAGAAGAAAGGGUUUGUUCCAGAUGUAUACACCUAUGCAUCGCUAGUUCAUGGGCACUGUGUCAAUGGGAAGGUGGAUGUGGCGCUGAAGCUAUUCGAAGAGAUGAAGCAGAGGGGAACGGAACCUAAUGUCGUGGCCUAUACGGCUCUGAUAUCAGGUCUGGCGAAGGAAGGGAGAUCAGAGGCGGCGUUCCAGCUGUAUGAUGAUAUGCUGAAAGCUGGAUUGAUCCCAGAUGACUCCCUAUAUUCUGCCCUUGUAGGAAGCCUUCACACAGAUAACCGGAAAGAUGUUAAGGUUUCUUAGGCAGCUUCGCUUUUAAGGGAAAGCAACCUAAGUUUUUGUAAGUUACCCUGUAGCAACUGAAGAGGUCGGAAGUCCAGAAUUAACUCCAUAAUGUUAUUCAGUUUACAAGGUGGGAUGGAGUACUAGACUGUUGCAUUUCAGUUAAAUGACAUAAGGAGAUCUCAGCUAGCUGUGAUGAAGCAGCAAAAUUGCAGAAAUGAUUACAUGCUGACGUGCAAUAUUACAUGGCCACCUCCAGAUUCCAAUUCCUCAUUGGGUAACAAAUUUUAUUUUUGUUUUAAGCAUGUUUAGAACACUGGAACAAUAGGAGGCUGUGCAGAUUUUAUUUCAAGAUUAAGUUUGUAAUAGUAGUAUUAGUAGUCAUGGAAUUGUUACAAAACAAGCAGUUCUUGUACAUUACUCUUGAAAUUGCUCACUGUUAUAGAGAUAUUUGCACUUGGAAACUUGCUGGUAUAUAUUAAAAAAAUGAAUACUUCA
Zea mays is the source of this 2154-nucleotide messenger RNA. RefSeq names its product pentatricopeptide repeat-containing protein At2g32630. Bases 64 to 1677 code for a protein of 537 amino acids. NCBI's taxonomy places the organism in Eukaryota, Viridiplantae, Streptophyta, Magnoliopsida, Poales, Poaceae. The record is from RefSeq and is a predicted model, not a curated record. The transcript has a single exon. Gene Ontology annotation, molecular function: protein binding.